AUGCCGGCAGGGAUGAGCGGCUCGGGAAUGCCGGCAGGGAUGAACGGCUCCUCGGCGGGGCUGCCGGGCGGGAUGAGCGGCCCGGCGGGGCUCCCGGGAGCGCUGCCCGGUGCCGGGGGACUCCCGGGAGGGCCGAACGGCUCGUCGGCGGCGGCUGCGGGGCUGCUGGCGGGGGCCGGGGGCGCGGCGCUGGAGCUGGAGCGGGCGCUGCGCUGCUGCACCGCCGCCUCCGUGGUGACCGACGGCAGCGGCGCGGCCGAGGAGCGCAGCCUGUACAUCAUGCGGGUCGUGCAGAUCGCCGUCAUGUGCGUCCUCGCCCUCACCGUCGUCUUCGGCAUCUUCUUCCUCGGCUGCAACCUGCUCAUCAAGUCCGAGGGGAUGAUCAACUUUCUGGUGAAGGACCGCCGGCCGUCCAAGGAGGUGGAGGCGGUGGUGGUGGGGCCGUACUGACCGCCCGGCCCCGGGACAGCGCCCGGCCCCGCCGCGGACACGCCGCCGCCUCGGCUCGGAGCUUUUUCCUCCUUCAAAACCGUCCCACGGACGAUUCCCGGGAUCCCGGAGGCCUCGGAGCCGCCCGGCCCGUCCCGUCCGCCCGCGGGCUGCCAAGUAAA
Messenger RNA from Lepidothrix coronata (blue-crowned manakin), 611 nucleotides. It is a transcript of the gene RPRM, whose product is annotated as reprimo, TP53 dependent G2 arrest mediator candidate. Bases 1 to 450 code for a protein of 149 amino acids. The transcript has a single exon. The record is from RefSeq and is a predicted model, not a curated record. NCBI's taxonomy places the organism in Eukaryota, Metazoa, Chordata, Aves, Passeriformes, Pipridae.